UGUUCUCCACUCACAAGAUGGCGCCUCCCGUCGGCAGCAGCAGCGUCUCUUCGUCACUGCGGUGGUAAAGUGUCAGUUAGCUCCUUCAGUCCUGACCCAGCAGAGUCUCUGUAUGUCUGGAUAAACCUCUGAAUGGACUUCUAGAGGUUCUCCUUUGGUUCUGGAUGUUGUUCCUCGGACUCAUCUCCCGCUACAAAGACAUUGAAGUUAGCUUAGCAUGCUAACAGCGCUAGUCCCAGUUUAAAGGAGAGGAACGGGCUUUGUGACGGACUUUGUGUGGAGAAAACGUUUCUGUCGUUGGGGGGAAAUGUCUAAAGUCCAAAUGCUGAGAUGUUUCGUCAACCAGCGACUCACUGCGGCUGCGCAGGAGAUAUGUGGGCUGUUUGAAAGAACGAUAGCAGAGUACGAGGAGGAACUUUGUAGUUCUCAAGAGGAGAACGAGCGACAAAAGAAACUGCUGGACGCCGUGUUCAACCCGGAAGUCCGGAUACACCGAGCAGACGUCCAGCAGGUGGUGAAAGAUGAGGUUCCCCCUGAGCAGGACUGGAGCUCCAGUCUGGACCAGCAGGACCCAGAGCCCCCACACAUUAAGGAGGACCAGCAGGACCCAGAGCCUCCACAUCUUAAGGAGGACCAGCAGGACCCAGAGCCCCCACUCAUUAAAGAGGACCAGGAGGACCUCUGGACCAAUCGGGAGGGAGAGCAGCUUCAAGGUCUGGAGGCCCUGAAGAGUGAAGAUGAUGAAGAGGAAGCUCAGUCCUCUCAUCUUCAUCAAAGACUAACUGAACACAUGGAAACAUUAGAGGAUGGAGAGGACUGUGGAGGACCAGAACCUGACAGGAAGUCAGGACCAGACAGGAAGUCGGCUCCAGGUAGAAGGAUGUCGCCUCUCCAGCUCUACAGUUGGGACAUGGCCUCUCAACGUUACGAGCAGGUAACUGAGGUGAGUGUUGGCUGGACUCAGGGCAGUGAACCUCCGCCAGAUUUAAACUUAAUGAAAAAUAAUGAGAAUAAUUACGUGAAACCGUAUCGCUGCUCUACAUGCGGGAAGCGAUUCAACCAAAACUCAAACCUUAAGACGCACAUGAGGACUCACACGGGGGAGAAACCCUUCAGCUGCGCCACGUGUGGCAAGCGCUUCGGCCAGAAGGCUCACCUGCAGAAUCACCUGAAGUGUCACACGGGGGAGAAACCCUACGGCUGCUCCUGCUGCAGUAAAUGUUUUUCACGCAGUGAACACUUGCAGCUGCACAUGAGGACGCACACGGGGGAGAAACCGUUCGGCUGCACCAUCUGUGACAAAAGGUUCACGUGGCUCGGUCAGCUGAAAAGCCACAAGUGUCGUGAACUGUGGACCGGACAGGGAGGGGAGGGGCUUCAGGGCCCGGGGUGUUCUCGCACCACCGAGCCUCCGAAGAGCGAAGAUGAUGAAGAGGUUCCUCAGUCCUCACGGCUUCAUCUGAGACACAGAGAGGACUGUGGAGGACCGACCAGGAACUCUGAGCCAGAGAGUCUGGAGUCACAUGCACUGCUAUCAAGCUCAUUCAUUGGACAGUUCUGGUGACGUCGCCGUUCACUCUGUUUUCACUUCACUAGAAAUGUUCCGGAACAUUCAUCAAGGGAGAAACACUCGAGUCCGUUAGCGUUUAGCCGGUAAAAGUCCUGCAUUGAAAAUGUUCCUUCAGUUUCAUCAUUAUGGAGCCGGCUGGGAGGGAGCCGAUGAGCCGAUGCGAGAGCGGGGGUUCCGAACUCCGCUCCCCUCGUUACACCUGGCAAAUGUCCGCUCUCUGCCCAACAAAAUGGACGAACUGCUGCUCCUCAACAAAAUAAACAGGGAUUUAUCAGGAUCUUCUGCCCUGUGUUUCACUGAAACAAGUCUCUGUGAGUACAUCCCAGACAGCAUCCUCCACCUGCCGGGCUUCCAACUCCACCGCGCGGACCGCGUUAAGGAAUUAGCGGGGAAAACAAGGGGAGGAGGAGUCUGCUUUUAUAUCAACGAAAGUUGGUGUACAGAUGCCACAGCGCUAUGGAAAAUAUGCACUCAUCUAGAAUCCAUAUCCAUAAACUGCAAGCCAUUUUAUUCACCGCGGGAGUUUUCCUCCUUUAUUCUUGUCGGUGUCUCCAUACCACCUCAAGCCUGCGUCAGCGAGGCACUCCGGCACCUCGCUGACCAGAUAACCAGCACGGAGCGGAAACACCCAGACUCUCUUCUGAUUAUCCUUGGGGAUUUCAACCAAGCAAAACUCAGCCGCGAACUUCCGAAAUACAGGCAGCACAUUAAGUGUCCCACCAGGGACAAAAACACACUCGACCACUGCUACACGAUCCUGAAGAACGGAUACCGCUCUGUUUCCCGUGCAGCUUUGGGACUCUCUGAUCACUGCCUGGUUCAUCUCCUCCCAAGCUACAGGCAGAAACUUAAAUCUGCAAAGCCUGUGGUGAAAACCGCGAAGAAAUGGACCAACGAGUCGAAGCUGGAGCUACAGGCCUGCUGUGACUGCACUGACUGGAGUGCCUUUGAGGCUGCAUCCACAUCACUUGACGAACUCACUGAAACUGUGACGUCAUAUAUCAGUUUUUGUGAAGACAUGUGUGUACCCACCAAAACGUACUGCAUCUUUAAUAACAAUAAACCGUGGUUCACAGCAGGGCUCAGGCGGCUUCGUCAAGACAAAGAGGAGGCCUUCAUGAGUGGGGACAGGUGUACAACCAGGCCAGAAACACAUUGACUCAGGAGAUCAGAGGAGCAAAGAGAAGCUACUCUGAAACGACCCAGCGUCAGUGUGGAGAGGCCUGCGGGACAUCACCAACUAUAGGAAACCCUCCCCCCACUCCAUGGAGAGACGAUCUGAAUGUGUUUUACUGCAGGUUUGAUCACCCCACAUUCACACCCCUCACCCGCUCCAAUCAGACCUCACACAGUCAUCUGCAUCCCCUGUUAUCACCUCCCCCUGACCCCCCACUGACGGUCUGUGAAGAGGAUGUGAGACAGAAGACGAGGAAGGCAGCAGGCCCAGACGGUGUGUCACCCUCCUGUCUGAUCAUCUUCACACGGAUCUUCAACAGGUCUCUGGAGCUGUGAAGUCCCUCCUGCUUCAAACGCUCCACCAUCAUCCCGGUUCCCAAAACAUCCUCCAUCCCUGGGCUGAAUGACUACAGGCCCGUCGCCCUGACGUCUGUGGUCAUGAAGUCCUUGGAGAGACUGGUCUUGACCCAUCUGAAGGGCAUCACAGGCCCCCUGCUGGACCCUCUGCAGUUUGCCUCCCGGGCAAACAGGUCAGUGGAUGAUGCAGUCAACAUGGGGCUGCACUCCAUCCUGCAACACCUCCACUCCCCAGGGACCGAUGAGGAUGCUGUGGACUUCAGCUCAGCGUUCAACACCAUCAUCCCCAGCCCCCCCUCACCGUACUCAAUAACACUGUGUUGGCUGUGGAAUCCUUCAGGUUUCUGGGAUCCACAAUCUCCCGGAACCUGAAGUGGGAACCUAACGUCAACACAAUCAUCAAGAAGGCCCAGCAGAGGAUCUACUUCCUGCUCCAGCUUAGGAAGUACAACCUGCCUCAGCAGCUGCUGACCAUGUUCUACACCGCUGUUAUAGAGUCUGUUCUGAGCACUUCAAUCACUGUCUGGUUUGGAUCGGCCACCAAACUGGAUCAGAACCGACUCCAACGGACAGUCAGGUCUGCAGAGAAGAUCAUCGGUGCCAACCUGCCCACCAUCCAAGACCUGUACACCUCCAGUCAGGAAACGGGCAGGAAAAAUCACGGCAGACUCCUCCCACACGGACACUAACUAUUCAAACUCCUCCCCUCUGGUAGACGCUACAGAUCACUGCUCGCCAAAACCUCCAGACACAAAAACAGUUUCUUCCCCCUCGCCGUCUCACUACUAAACAAUAACCCACUGGAGCAUAUAUAUUUAUCCCUUCUCUUCUCGCACUCUCCACUUCUUCUUGUAUAUACUGAAGUCACUUUACUUCUUAGACCGUUGCACUGUUUGUUCUGUUUGUUCUGUUCUGCACUACUUGUUUUGUUUGUUCUGUGUUGUAAUGUACAUUUUGUGUAAGCACAGAGACACUUUACCAAGACAAAUUCCUUGUUGUGCAAACUACUUGGCCAAUAAAACUGAUUCUGAUGAG
Molecule: messenger RNA, 4138 nt
Organism: Pseudoliparis swirei
Lineage: Eukaryota; Metazoa; Chordata; Actinopteri; Perciformes; Liparidae
Product: zinc finger protein with KRAB and SCAN domains 8-like
Exons: 4
Coding region: 308-1564 (418 amino acids)
Biological process (GO): regulation of transcription by RNA polymerase II
Molecular function (GO): RNA polymerase II cis-regulatory region sequence-specific DNA binding; DNA-binding transcription factor activity, RNA polymerase II-specific
Source: RefSeq, a predicted model, not a curated record